Molecule: messenger RNA, 1518 nt
Organism: Hydatigera taeniaeformis
Lineage: Eukaryota; Metazoa; Platyhelminthes; Cestoda; Cyclophyllidea; Taeniidae
Source: the annotation of a GenBank genome assembly
AUGAGUGAGUCACAAACCACCGUACCUGUGCAGGUCCCAAACAUCGAGGUUACCGAGAAUCUCACUUCCAGUUCCCACCUCAGUGCCAGUGUCGAACGACUUGUGGAGGUCACCCGACGUCUAACCGUAUGUAAUCAACUCCAGUCUGCUCUUGAAAGUCAGAACGACACAGCUGGAUCUCCUGAGGAUAAACGCGACACUGCCUCAACGUCUGAUGUGCCUUUGGAGUUGGCAGAGGAGGAGGAGAUAAAACCUACCACAGAAACUGCUCACAGCUCGGAAAUAUCUUCACCGUGUAAUUUAAUGACCCCUGAUGGUAAAACAGGCCAGUUCCCUCAAUGUACUACAAAGAAAUGGGCACGAUUAUUAGGGAUUUCAUCUGAGGAUAUCGGUGAUGAAGAAGAAUUCAUUAGGGCUGCUGCCGCUAUCACUGCUCGUAUUCCAACACGUCAGUCGAACACGAUGUCGGUAGCUGAACAACGAGCACUUCGACAGAGCUGGAAUGCAGCUCUGGAUGCCGCUCACUUCGGUAGUCUUGAAUCCAUGGAAAGCUCCUCGGCGAACAGUCUUCGAAGGAGUUCGAGCUGGAAGGACAAAAUGUACGCUGUUUUUUUUUAUCGCCUAACAGACGGGAUUUCCCGUGUUCUCCUUGCAUUGGCCUCUUACAUACCUCAGCCAUCCACUCAUUCUCCAUCCAGGUCGUUACCUUUCUUCUCAAAACGAUGUACACAGGUGAAAACGGUUCAACAAGAUGAGCUUCUCAAAAUGAUUGCCUCUGGUAAGCCGAGCUACGAACAGGUGCAUAGGUGGAGGAAGUCAUUUGAGGCGCUGCUAGCUGACAAAUAUGGUCUGGCGCUCUUUAAGGAAUUUCUAGCAACCGAAUUCAGCGAUGAGAACAUUGAAUUUUGGAUUGCGUGUGAGGAGUAUAAGACGAUAACGCAACCGAAAAAACAACAAGCAAAAGCUCAAAAAAUUUAUGAGGACUUUAUUGCAACUCAGGCUUGUAGAGAGAUUAAUUUGGACUCGGUUACACGAGAACAAACAAUCGCAGAGUUGGCUUCGCCCUCCACACACACUUUCGAGAAUGCGCAGAAGCGUAUCCAAGCCCUGAUGGAGCGCGACUCCUACGGGCGUUUCUUACGUUCCGACCUCUUCCUCACCCUCCUCAAUCAAGCGAAGCAAGCGGCACGAGAGUUGGCAGCCGCGGCUCGAGAUGGUCACGAAGGUGGGGGUGGCAUCUCAGGAGAGGGCUCGGCUCGUUUCCGGCUGCCCACAUUCAUGGGUGGUGGGGGAAGCGGGUCCGGAUCCCUGCGGGCUGGAGGUGUUGGCACUGACCUUCCUGGUGUCCUAGCAGCUGCGGCCGAUGCCGAGGCGGGUAUGAAUUCGGUGCAGGACCUUGAACUCCUCGGUCUUUCCACCUCUCGACACAUGCGCAAUAUGACCAAAAGUGCGGCAAAUAAGCGUUCCACCUCCUCGGGCAAAUCUUCCACCUCUCCAUCCAAGCCGCCUGUACAAUGA